Messenger RNA from Hepatospora eriocheir, 285 nucleotides. Lineage: Eukaryota; Fungi; Microsporidia; Hepatosporidae. The record is from the annotation of a GenBank genome assembly.
AUGGCUGACAAUUUUACUAAAACAGUCAUUGAUGUUCAACCUAAAAUAUCAUUUACAGCACAACUUAUUUUAUUACAUGAAAAAGUUUAUUUUUCUAACAAAUUAGAAUCUUCUAAGGUACCUUUAAUAAAGAAAAGAGAAUUAAGGAAAACUAGACCUAAGUAUAUCAAGAAAAGAGUUAUUAAAAAGGGAGUUUUUCUUAGAUUUAAGUAUUGUAAAAGUCUCUUUAUUUAUGGAACGAUAACUAAAACUAAAAUUCAUAUGAAGUCUUCUCAUUUUGAAUAA